AAGGAUGUUCCAGCAUCCCGGAGAUUCCAACAUCUCUAAGUUCCAGGUCUCUGAGUUCAUUCUGAUGGGAUUCCCAGGCAUUCACACCUGGCAGCACUGGCUCUCCCUGCCCCUGGCUCUGCUCUACCUCUUAGCUCUCACUGCCAACAUCCUUAUCCUGAUCAUCAUCAAUCAGGAGGCCACACUGCAUCAGCCUAUGUACUAUUUCCUAGGGGUCCUGGCGGUAGUAGAUAUGGGUCUGGGUACCAACAUCAUGCCCAAAAUUUUGGCUAUUUUAUGGUUCAACGCUAAGGCCAUCAGUCUCCCUGAGUGCUUUGUGCAGAUGUAUGCUAUACAUUGCUUUAUGGGCAUGGAGUCAGGUAUCUUUGUCUGCAUGGCUAUAGAUAGAUAUGUAGCCAUUUGUAAACCACUACACUAUCCAGCAAUAAUCACUGAAUCUUUUGUGGUCAAAGCAACUGUGCUCAUGGCCCUCCGAAAUACCCUAACUACCAUCCCAGUGCCUGUGUUGGCUGCUCAGAGACACUACUGCUCACAGAACCAAAUUGAGCACUGCCUGUGCUCUAAUCUUGGAGUCACUAGCUUAUCCUGUGAUGACAGGACAAUUAACAGCAUCUACCAGCUACUUCUGGCAUGGACACUGAUGGGGAGUGACCUGGCUUUGAUUUUUUUAUCAUAUGUUUUGAUACUUCACUCAGUGCUGAAGCUGAACUCAGCAGAAGCUGCUUCCAAAGCCCUAAAUACCUGCACUUCCCACUUCAUCCUAAUCUUAUUCUUCUACACAGUUGUAAUUGUCAUUUCCAUCACCCAUAGUGAAGCAAUCACGCUUCCCCUUGUCCCAGUUCUUCUCAAUGUACUUCAAAAUACCAUUCCUCCUGCCCUCAACCCCAUGGUGUAUGCACUCAAGAAUAAGGAGCUGAGACAGGGCUUGCAUAAGUUUCUAAAGCUAGACACUAAGGACAACUAACAUGACCAUGAGGCUCACUUUUAAUUUUCAUAUUAAUUCAUCGAUAUAUUCUCAAACACUGCAUAUUGCAGAAAGAAUUAAGGAACAUAAAAUCUGGCAACUACUCAGUAUAAGAAAUCUGGUGAAAAUGAAACUUCAAAAUAUAAAGUGAUAACUACAUUUGAAACAUUGGUUGUCAAGAAUGAUUUCCAGAUGAACAAAAUGAUGCUUAUUAUCUCAAGGAACCCAAGGGAGGGAUGAAUAGAAUAUGCAUCUCACUUUUUUACCUGGUUUCCCUAGCUAAAACUUCUAGA
Felis catus (domestic cat) is the source of this 1257-nucleotide messenger RNA. RefSeq names its product putative olfactory receptor 56B2. Gene Ontology annotation, molecular function: olfactory receptor activity; G protein-coupled receptor activity. Lineage: Eukaryota; Metazoa; Chordata; Mammalia; Carnivora; Felidae. The record is from RefSeq and is a predicted model, not a curated record. Gene Ontology annotation, cellular component: membrane. The transcript has a single exon. Bases 5 to 964 code for a protein of 319 amino acids. Gene Ontology annotation, biological process: G protein-coupled receptor signaling pathway.